GCGACUGCUAUGUAAACAUGGCGCAAGGUGAUUUCAGCUGCUGCGCUUCGCCUGCUGCAGAUGUUAUUGCUCAUGCGCUGGCCAAUCAAGUUAACCACAAUGACAUUCAGUGUAUUAUACAAUGCCAGAAGCAAGUGCUUGGGAGACUUGAGAAGACAAAUGAGAUGUUGAUCAACUGCAAUGCACUCUCUGCAACCCGUUUCGCCGUCGCUAGCCAAGACCUGAAAAAGCACACGCAGCUCCUGUUCGAUCUCAAGAAAGACUUGGAUUCUGUCUUCAAGAGAAUUAGGUUCUUGAAGAUGAAAUUGGCACAGCAGUACCCCGCAGCAUUCUCGGCUUGCAACACGGUGUUCUAUGCUGUGGAUGAAGAAGAUGAGCCUGAAGAGAGGUAUCCGCCCAGCAAAGCCCAGGCCGAGAAAGCAGCAGACACUACAGAGAAACAGAAGCAUGUUGGUGGUCAACAACUAGAGGAAACUCAUUCCGGCUCUUCAACACAAAGCUCAGUCACUUCAUAGAACAGUGAAGACUCCUAGGCAAAGAAUGGACAGUGAUCUUGCACCUCCUUUGUCCUGUUGUGUAAAAGUUGUAGUGUGUGAUAAAUCCAAGAGAGCUCUGAAGGAACCUCUAGCCAAAGCAGGAAGGCAAGAAGUGUAGCACAGAGAAACUAAGUUUCUGCAUGUAUGUAUAUUUAUUUGUUUAUAGCGUGAAUACCUUUGUUGUGCUAGUACAAGAGCAAAAACUUGUCCUUCUACCACUGACGAGACCGCUGGCAUCGUUUAUCAUCUUCACUUGUGAGGCGACUUUCCUCUCAAAAUUGAUGACGGGGCUAAGUAAGCGGUAUUUCGUCUCAGUCUAGAAUACCGAUGAACAAAAGCUUUCACAGAACUUUUUUUACACAAGUUCUUUUUGUUUCACUAGCUCCAGGGAUUUGAUCUUCUCAAUUUCUGUAUUGUGCCUUUGCAUUCACAUAAUGGCCAGGGAAAAAUCCCCUUAUGUAAGAGACAUUCUGCACCUACGCCUAGAUUGAUUGUAGUAUAGUUCUUGUAGUCUCGAGACUUCUUAUUGCCGCUAUUGAUCCCACACUAAUUUCAAAGUGUAAGCUUAGAUCUUUACAGAAUGUUCUUGCACUGCAUUAUGUCUAACGUAUUGUAAUGUAGUGUCAUGUGUUGAGCAAUUUUUUCUUCUCUUUUUUACAUUGUUUCUUGUUGCCACCUUGCAACCAAAAUCUUGAUUGUUCGUUGUGUACCAAUUGGUGCACAACGCUUUCCCAAUACCACUGGGACUUAAGUCCCAGUGGUAUUGGGAAAUCGGACAAUCCGUGGGAUAUUGCAUGCUCUAGCUUUCAAUGGUUCUGCCACACAUUUGUCUGCACCUUUGACGUUGCCACCAUCUGAACUGUCGGCGUCAUUUCACUGAUGCCGCUCAAGUAGACUACUACCGUUGAGACGUAACAAACAAAACAUCUGCCAGGAUCUGUAGCUCCAAGCUACUACACACUGCCUCAGAACUCGGACUAUACAGGGGCUUCUUUUCCAACUUUAAUGUAAUCAUUUUUUACACAAAUCUCUCCAGCUGGGUACAGUAUUCACAAGGCUAAAAAUGAGGAGCAGAAGAGACGGCGUCUAUUUAACUGCUUCAGUCAAACCCUGAGGAAAGGAUCAAAUAGGUCCCGAAACAUUGGGACUACCAUAAACUUUAGCUGGUGCCAGUUUAUCCUUGGGAUUCUUCUCCAGCUGCAACCUGGCUUUGACGUCAUGACAGACUUUCUACAAAUGUGGUGUACUUAUGCAAGUGGAGGCAAGCCAGCAGAAUGUGCAUGCUAACGAUGUGCAUAGUGCAUCCAAAAUCUGUGGCCGCACCUACCCCGACUGCAAGCAACUGGCAGAAACCACUUCCCAACACCUGAUGUGUGGCUCUUCACCACACAAAGUGGAGUGGCGAAAGCACCUCCACCGAGGAGAAAUGCCAAGUACAAGAAGUGAUUCUCGCAUGUGGGCAGCUUAAAGGACCAUAUCACGGAUAUGGAGUAUCUGCCUUGUGCAGCCAGGGAACCUGGGAUACUACAUAGAUUGUAGGUCCUGCUCCUCAGACUGCCUUCCACUCCAGACAAGCUUUAUUUCAUUUCCAAGUCUUUCUGUUAGGCUGAAGAGCCAUCUUAUGAAAUAUUGAUUUAGUUAUUCAGGUGUUAUAACACCCUGAUUAGUGGUACAUAGGGAUGGGAGCACUAAUGGAAGUGGAUCAAGGUAACAGUAACUUGUUAAGAUAUGCAACUGAACAAGAAUGCAAAGAAUCACUACAGCAAAGAAUUGAUGCCCAGCUGUGGAACUGCAAGUGGGUCAUACGAUGAUAAAGAAUUGUGCAGAUAUUUUGAACAAUCACGUGCUUAUAAUUUUCCAAAACACUUUGGACAGUUUGCAACAUGUGGUUAGUAUUACAUGUGAUAUCAGUUGGGAGCCGUAAUAAAUAAAAUAAGGGGCCCAAUUUCUUAACAUGCACAACUGAAGAAAACAAACUAAAUCAGUAUACCGGGUGUUCACAGUCAAGUUUUAGCAUUUUGUUAAAAUUCAGCACUGGGAAAAACGUGAAAAUCACCUUUGCAGAGGAAUUAUGUAUCCAGGGGGACACAAGGUGAGAAUAAUUAUCACUGUCAGAUGCCUAAUUAACUGUGAUUGAAUAUUUAACUUUUUAAUGAGUGCAGCAAGCGGGCAUGUUUGUAUUGAAAAGUUGGAGGCAGUUGCGUUUCUACAAAGUUCCACUUGGAAGAAUUUGCUUAGUAUGUAUGCACCCCGACAUAUCCCACUGCAAAGUUUAAUUGCAGUGUUGCAUGAUUACACAUGCAAGACGGUGAGGAUUGGCGCAAUGUUCCUUCCUGAUGUGACGAGCAGACAUUGCUUGCUAUAGCCAGCCGGUAUCAAAAGGGUAAACGUUAUCAUAUUUGCCCUAUGCCAUUGACCUGUUGUCAGAUUAAAGGCCACAUGCAACUGCCGCGGCCAAUCGGGGAGUGAUUUUGCACCAGUGCUCCCUGUCUCGCAUGUGCUAUCAUGCAAACCACAAUUAAAUUUUGCAGCUGGCAUAUCUCUGGGCACAGUCAUGCUAGACGAAUUCUUCCAAGUGGAACUUCGUCGAAACGCGACUGCCUCCAACUUCUCAAUAUAAACAUUCCCGCUUGCUGCACUCACUAAAAAAUUCAUUAUUCAAUCUUAGUUAAUAGGGUGGCUGACAGCGAUAAUUAUUUUCUCACUUUGCAUCCCCCUGGAUAAAAAACUAUGUGCGAAAGUGGUUUUCACGUGCCCCCAAUACUGAAUUUUAACAAAACCAUAAAACUUAACUUUGAACACCCGGUAUGUUAUAAUGCAAAUGCCAUGUGAAGUGCAAUGUCAGAAACUACUAAAAUGUUAUGCAUGUAUUACUAACACCAGCAAGUAUAGUUUUUUUAGAAUGUGAUUCCGACUGUUUAUAAAUCCAUUAUGCUCGGCAGUACACAUACAAUGAUUCCUCUGAUGUGCAGUUGGGAGUAAAAAGUAAUAAAUGAGAUUAGUAAGGGUAAAAUAAGUUCUAUUGUAAGUUAUUGAGUAAGUGAAACAAGGCAAUUAUUCAAUGAAUCAGUGUUGCCAGGAACAGUAAAUUGUGAUAUGUGUGGCCGCUAGAAAUCUUAUGUCAGAACAACACAAUAGCAAUGGGAAAGUGCCUGUGGGACAAAAGUUUCAGUUGGAUUGUGAAAAUAAGAGGUGGACUGGUUGCCACGAUGUUUAGAAUGAUCAGGGGCAGAUCAGAUUCCACGUGAGUCAUGGGCAGAUCUGUGAUUGAUUGGUAGGAAUUUGCAAUUUAACCUUGAGAGGUAGUAUGACUAUCGACUCUAGCACACUUGUAGGUGUCCAUUUGAUAAUGGUGUAAGUGGAGCAAAUUUAAUGUUUAGAAGUGGCAUUGUUCAGUUUAUCAAAACAGGAAACUUGGAAGAUUCCAAACAUUGCCACAUGUAAAUAGAGCUAGGAUCUUCUUCGAAUCGUUUCAUUUUUUUGGUGCCUACAAGAAUUUUAUCAGCACAGUGAUGGCUAGUUACCAUAUUUUUUUGAUGAACUGAGUUUCCAGGCAUCAAGCUAAACAAAAUAUUUUGCAGCCUCUGCAAAAUAUUUUGUAGGUUUUUUUAAAGUCAAACAUGCAGCAUUAGAUCAUGUUUGAUGGUAGAAUUCGGUUUGUUUUACAGCUGGUCAGCUCUUUUUGAUGGCUGCAAUACUUUCAUAAUGUCUGUGGGGAGCGUGGCCUGUGGCUGCGUUUGAUAAAAAUUCAAGCUUUAUUUUUUGCUGUAUGCAAUGUAUUGUUAUGUGUUGCAGUGCUACAGUCUGCAUCUGUGCUGACUUUACACAAGUCAGAGUGAAUGAUGCAGCCUACAUGUUAUUAAAAUGUUCAUGUACAAGACAGUUGCUAUUAAUUUUUGCUGGGAAACUAUUGACACAGCAGGAUAUGCUCUAAUUAAGUUCAGUAACAUUUAACCAUAGUAGAAAGUAAAACUCAAUGUUUGCCCAUGCAGUUAGAGGAACUGGGCUAUUUGGUAACCGAUUGUGAAAAAAAAAAAGAACACCACAGCGGUGGAAAAUCGACUAAAGAAGGGAGAUGGGGACUCAACUGGAAGUCAGCACUUGUCUCUGUCCCCCUUCUUUAGUCCGUCAUUCGCCGUUGCAGAGUUUCUUUUUCUUCAUUGUAGUGGGGUUUCUCUUCAAUCAGUGUGCUUUAAUUCUUUGAGAAAGAGACGCUUGCACAUGUAAUAUCUUCAGAUUAUAAGCAGUGGUGCUGCCCUGACAUUGGCGUAGCUAGGGGUGUGGGGGUUAGCUCCUUCCCCCACACAUACAAACACAUGCACGAAUGUACAUAAAGGUUGGUUAACACCCCCGCCGAAAAAAAGUUCCGGCUACGCCCCUGAUUAACGUAUUUUCUAAUACACUCUCAACGCAAUCAAUAAACAGAGGUAAACAGAGCUCAAGAACUAACCACAAGAGGACAAUGCAAGCGUACAUCACUCGCACCGAUAGGUGCAGAUACUCCUUCCUUCCGGACGUUAUUGAUGUGUGUUGCCGAACAGAACGAUUUGUCGAAACUUGAGCAGACCUUGGAAGACUAUAUGUGCGAGUGUACCGCUUGACCUUGAUAUAACCUGUACUUGUGUAUUUGCGAAUGAUGUUGUUUUCCGUUUUUAUUACGUUGCCCUCUCUGUAAGAACUCUCGCAAGAGAGUUGACAGUAUUGUGAAAUAAAUAA
Messenger RNA from Rhipicephalus sanguineus (brown dog tick), 5252 nucleotides. Its product is annotated as kxDL motif-containing protein CG10681. The transcript is spliced from 4 exons. The record is from RefSeq and is a predicted model, not a curated record. The coding region runs from base 18 to 515 and encodes 165 amino acids. Gene Ontology annotation, biological process: lysosome localization. Gene Ontology annotation, cellular component: BORC complex. NCBI's taxonomy places the organism in Eukaryota, Metazoa, Arthropoda, Arachnida, Ixodida, Ixodidae.